Molecule: messenger RNA, 459 nt
Organism: Cylindrotheca closterium
Lineage: Eukaryota; Bacillariophyta; Bacillariophyceae; Bacillariales; Bacillariaceae
Source: the annotation of a GenBank genome assembly
AUGCUACAUGACCUACCAAUUUCUAUUUCUAGAAAGGAACAACUCACGCUCCCUACAAUAAUCACCUCAAUUGAUCUAUCUGAUGGGGAGGAGUUGGCACCCCCAACAAAAAUCAAAUCCAGUGACAAUCAGACCAUUAAGACCGUUGUUUAUUCUAGUGAGGAUGAAUCAGAUAUAGAAGACGUUCUGCUAGGAAAUUGGGACCUCAUUGGACAAACUUUUCUUCUCUCACCAGAUGAAAGUUAUGUUCAACGUGCUAAGAUUGUUGAGCUUAACUACAAGCACAACCGCAACAAGGACAUUGAGCCUGCGCAUAUUCAACUAUGCCUGAACAUUGACAAAGGUGAAUAUGAACGUGUCAUGGCUUACCGUAACAUCCACAAGUGGUCAGAAAUUGAUGCAGACACCCCCAUUGUUUGGAAGCUCAAGCAAGUUGUAUGCUGCCAUCACUACAUUUGA